ACAGAUGGAGAUGAUCCAGGACACUCGGCUGUUGCUCUCCCCAAAUUCCUGCAUCAGGUCAUGGAGGAAGAUGCCAAAGCUCUUGAUGAAUCCAUAGGUCUUUAACCAGAAUGGUGGUGAGUGUUUCCCAGCUCCUAUUAUUUGGGACCUUACUGUUUUCUGGGUUGCUGUACCAUGCAGUGAUCCAGAAUGGGAAUAUGACCAGCACCAGGAGACCCAACUUCAUCAUCAUUUUGGCAGAUGAUAUUGGAUGGGGAGACCUCGGAGCCAAUCAGCAGGAGCGUCAGAAGCUAAGUAACACCCCUAAUCUGGACCUGAUGGCCCAGGAAGGAAUGAGGUUGACUGACUUCCAUUCCCCAGCUUCCACCUGCUCCCCGUCCCGCGCAGCUCUUCUCACAGGACGACAUGGCCUGAGGAACGGGGUUACACACAACUUCGCUGUGGGGUCUGUGGGGGGGCUACCCCUCUCUGAGACCACCCUGGCUGAGAUACUGCAUCAGAACGGAUACUACACAGCCAUGAUCGGUAAAUGGCAUCUAGGGCACAAUGGUCCAUACAGUCCCACAAACAGGGGUUUUGAUUACUACCUUGGAAUCCCGUACAGUAAUGACAUGGGCUGUACAGACCAGCCUGGUUAUGACAUACCUCCUUGUCUCCCCUGUGAACCUGGAUCACAGAUACAACACUACAGAGUGAGUAAAGCUGGUCACAGCAGCUGUUACUCCAAGGUGGCUCUGCCUCUGUUCGAGAACGAGACGAUCGUAGAACAGCCUCUGGACCUGUGGAGACUGACACAGCGAUACACAUCGACGGCACUCGAUGUCAUACUCAAAGCCAGGAAACAGGCCCAGCCUUUUCUGCUGUACAUGGCCCUGGCCCACAUGCAUGUCCCCUUGUCCCCCCAUUUCCAUGUCCCCUUGCCCAGCGCCCCUCACCCUUCAGAGGGCGCUGUGUACGCUGCCAGUCUGCGGGACAUGGACGAACUAGUGGGGGCAAUAAAGAAUGCAUCUGAUGCCUCAGAAAAGGACAACACCCUCAUCUGGUUCACUGGUGAUAAUGGCCCCUGGGACCAGAAGUGCCUGUAUUCAGGAAGUGUGGGUCCUUUCCAGGGAAAGUGGCAGACCAGCAGAGGUGGGGGCUCGGCCAAGCGGACCACCUGGGAAGGGGGGCACAGGGUCCCCACAGUGGCCUACUGGCCCGGCAGAGUGCCAGCCAACAGCACCAGCUCCGCCUUGCUUAGUGGACUGGAUAUCUUCCCCACCCUCCUGUCCCUGGCUGGAGUCAAACCCCUCCCAGACAGACGCUACGACGGUAUGGACGCCACAGACGUCCUUCUACAUGGCACAGAAACAGGACAUAAGUUCCUCUUCCACCCCAACAGUGGCGCUGCAGGGAAGUAUGGGGAUCUGCAGACCGUGAGAAUGGGGCGACACAAGGCCUUCUAUAUCACGGGUGGUGCUGAGGCGUGUUCGGGGUCUACAGGGAAGGAGGAACUCCACGAUCCCCCGCUGAUCUUUGACCUGUCUCAGGACAAGGCCGAGGAGACGACCCUGGACCCAACCACGGAGGAAUACAGGGAGGCGGAGGAAAGGGGGAGGAGGGCGAGGGAGGUGCUGCUUUAUGACAUCGCCACUGACCCGUUGCUGUCCACGGCCGACUAUACCACAGACCAAUCGGCAGCCCCGUGCUGCGACCGCCGACAUGCAUCCUGCCGCUGCAGCUCAGGCUGAGGGCAGACGUACGUUUUAUGUUUGACUGUCCAUGGGGAGCCAAUAUUAUUGUCAUUCAAAAUCUGAGUGGUGUUCUCAUGACUUGUUCUAUUGUCCUUGUGGGGAUUUUUGGUAAACCUGUACACACAAGAACAUACACACACACACACACACACACACACACACACACACACACACACACACACACAUUCAGUCAUACAGUUUGUCAGUGCUGAACUGACAUUCACUGAAAUAAAGACACAGACACACACUUUUGUUCUGUUCCAAUAAUUGUUUGCUCUUAGUUGUGUGUGUUUGUGUGUCUGCACAUCAAAUACCUGUAGCCUACACUCGGGUCUAUAUAAACAACCACAGAGGCAUCAGCCAGUGAAAGAAACAAGGCAGCAGCAGGGCUAGGUGACUGUGGGUCGUUGUCCUGGAGGUCAGUACUGCAGAGGGCGCGUCAUUACAGGUCAGUGGGAAAACAAGGGAAGACAGCUGCAGUUGGGCAACAAUUCACAGUUUGAUUCCCCAUGUGAAGUGGUUUUCUCUGCGGAGGCAUAACGUGCUGUAAUACUGCAGAGGUUUCUGGGUUGGAAAACACAUCAACACAAUAAGUAGGAUGAAGAUACUUUUUUUAGUUAGCUAGUCCCAUUGAUAACAAGGUCGAGAAUUGUGGACAUUGAGCAUUUUACCACCUCGGGGUAACAUCAUUAUCACCUGUAACAUUUCAAUGACCAGAUGAAGCACGGGAGUAGUUUCAUUCAAAUUCUUUAAUUUGUGGCUGAAAAUCAACAAGAAAACGUUUUUUGCAUGCAGAAGUGCCAAAGAACAUUAGCGUUGUCAAAGGGCCACCCUUCAGAAGUCAGUUACAAGAAUAACAAUAAGCAUAAUAUUCAGAUAAUGUAUGUUAUACAAAACCUUUCCCCAAAACUUUUACUUAAGUGAAGUACUCCAGGUUUAAUUUAUUGAUGAAUAAUACAAAUAUUAUAUUCCAAAAUAAUAUUUAGUGUAAGUCAACAUUAUGUUUUACAAAGUAAAAACAUCAGUCAUGUCCGAAAUGUUACAAUAAAUAUAACAUUAUGUAGCCAUUGGUUAAUAAUGAAUAAUGUUAUCAGUGAAAUAAAAUGUCCCGUAAGAAUCUCUGAAGGUUUUCAGAUAUCAGAAUUAUAUUCUUUAUACCUUUUUUUCUAAAGCAAUAAAAAAU
Messenger RNA from Esox lucius (northern pike), 2916 nucleotides. Its product is annotated as arylsulfatase G. NCBI's taxonomy places the organism in Eukaryota, Metazoa, Chordata, Actinopteri, Esociformes, Esocidae. The record is from RefSeq and is a predicted model, not a curated record. The coding region runs from base 111 to 1730 and encodes 539 amino acids. Gene Ontology annotation, molecular function: arylsulfatase activity. The transcript is spliced from 12 exons.